AUGUCGUCUUUGGUUUAUUUCUCAGUUUCAUUCUAUUUCUAUCUAUCUAUCUAUCUAUCUCAGGCUAUUACUUUAUUUCUAUCUCAGUCUAUUUCUUUCUUUCUUUCUCUCUCUCUCUCUCUCUCUCUUUCUUUCUUUCUAUCUAUCUAUAUCUAUCUAUCUAUCUAUCUAAUUAAGUCUAUUACUUUCUAUGUCAGUCUAUUUCUAUCUAUCUAUCUAUCUAUCUAUCUAUCUCAGGCUAUUACUUUAUUUCUAUCUCAGUCUAUUUCUUUCUUUUUUUUUCUCUCUCUCUCUCUCUCUCUUUCUUUCUUUCUUUCUAUCUAUCUAUCUUAUCAAGUCUAUUACUUUCUUAUUAAGUCUAUUACUUUCUUUCUAUCUCAGUCUAUAUCUAUCUAUCUAUCUAGGGAUAAUCCCUGCAUGGUGGUUAUUAGUAGCUGCGAUUCUAUCUAUCUAUCUAUCUAUCUAUCUAUCUAUCUAUCUAUCUAUCUAUCUAUCUAUCUAUCUAUCCACACGCGCCUAUAUAUAUAUAUAUAUAUAUAUAUAUAUAUAUAUAUAUAUAUAAAAUACAUUUAUCUCCUUACUCUUGUUUUUCUAUCUAUCUAUCUAUCUAUCUAUCUAUCUAUCUAUCUAUCUAUCUAUCUAUCUAUCUAUCUAUCUAAGUCUAUUACUUUCUUUCUAUCUCAGUCUAUUUCUUUCUUUCUUUCUUUCUUUCUUUCUUUCUUUCUUUCUAAGUCUAUUACUUUCUUUUCAUCUCAGUCUAUUUCUAUCUAUCUAUCUAUCUAUCUAUCUAUCUAUCUAUCUAUCUAUCUAAUUAGCUCUAUUACUUUCUAUAUCAGUCUCUUUAUAUCUGUCUAUUUGUUUCUAUUCCCCCAUCUAUCUAUCUAUCUAUCUAUCUAUCUAUCUAUCUAUCUAUCUAUCUAUCUAAUUAGCUCUAUUACUUUCUAUAUCAGUCUAUUUAUAUCUGUCUAUUUGUUUCUAUUCCCCAUCUAUCUAUCUAUCUAUCUAUCUAUCUAUCUAUCUAUCUAUCUAUCUAUCUACUUUUAA
Acanthosepion pharaonis is the source of this 1044-nucleotide messenger RNA. The record is from the annotation of a GenBank genome assembly. Lineage: Eukaryota; Metazoa; Mollusca; Cephalopoda; Sepiida; Sepiidae.